GAUCCCAACCCCUUCCUGAGCCCCUCCAUGGAGCCCGAUGCAUUGCUGCGCAGCGCGGUCCCCCCCCUACCCAGUAAGGAGCAGGGCAGGCUGGGCCCCUCGGUCCGGAGCCUCGCCCCGCUCCACUUCCCCUCCGAGCUGCUUCCCUUCGACGAGGCUCUGAGGGACGUGUGCACCAUCCGGCCCCUGAUGGAGGGGGAUGUGGUGGCCCGACAUGGCAGCCAGCUCCUGGAGAUCAAAGUUGCUGAGCGGAGAGAACUGGAGAAGCAGAUGAAGAUAGAGAACCUUUUUGUGACGUGGCAGCAGAGGUCGGCACAGUCCAACAUGCCCAUUUCAGGUGCAGAUUUGGAGACCCUGAAGCACUCGUCCAGGCUGGUCCACUACUGUGCCACCCCCCUCCUCUUCGACCCCACCUUCAGGAAGCAGAUCCAAGAGGAGCAGAUUGUUCAGCCUCCAGUGAAGAAACGCCAUCGCUCCAACGACUCCACGGCGUCGGGCCGGGACCGCAGCUACAGCACGGACUCUGCCGACAUGCUGCCCAGCCGCCUGAAGGAGGAGGCCUGGCUGCAGGACAUCUCCAGCACCUUCUUGCAGCAGUACGUCCAGUACCUGCAAAGCAUGGGCUUCAUCCUGGUGCAGGUCCGACCGCAGUCUCCAGCGCGCAGCAUCGCCCGGGCUCGUGCUUCUAUGCUGAACUCUAUGUCCACAGAAGGGAGGAUGUCUUUCUCUUACGUAAAGCAGAAGAGCGAGGACAGCCCUAAGGCCAUAGCAUCUGGCACUACUGCGUACCACCUCCAGAGGGCGUUGCCAGGGGGCAUCGUGCUGAUGGAACUGGCUUUUCAGGGGUGUUACUUCUGUGUGAAGCAGUAUGCACUGGAGUGUUCCCGCAUCCCCAUGGGCCAGACAGUCAACUCCCAGGGCAGCCUCCUCACCAAACCUCGUUGCAAGCCGUUCCCAGAUGCCACCCCAGUAUCUGACUGUGCGCUCUCCAUGCUCUUCACUGAGGAGUGUGAUAAGGUGCGGGACCUGAUGCACGUUCACUCCUUCAGCUACGACUUCCACCUGCGAGUGGUUCACCAGUACCUGGUCGGCUGCCACAUGACGCUCCGCCAGGGCUACCAGCUCACCGACUUCCUGGACGACUUCAUCUCACAUCACCCCGAUAUUCCCAAGUUUGGACGCAACCAUGUCUUCCAAGGGAGCUUUUCCAUCACCACGGGGAUGAUAACGGCUCAUCAGCUCUACAACUACAUCACCGACCACGCCAGCACCUAUGGCAUGAAGCCGCUCCGCAUGUCCAAGGCUGCCGUCUCCACCGACAACAAGAAGGGUCCGCCUGACCUGCACGAGUACGCCCUGGUGGCUCUGUGGAACAGUUCGGGCUCUUACAAGGAUCUGGAGGGCCUGCACCACCACGAUGACUUUGACGUGUCCCUGGUGGUGUGCCAUAACGCCGCUCCAUUCGAGGAGCAGUCCGAUGGGGAGAGGCAUUUGUUAAGGUUGCGGUUCUACGUGAUCAUGACGAGUCAGAGAGAGCUCUUCCCCCGCCUCACUGCCGACAUGCGGCGCUUCAAGAAGCUUCCUCAGAUCCCCCGGGACCCCUCUGAGCUGGGGGGCCGGCUCCCCACAGACCAGGCAGAGGCUGGCGGAUCCCCUGGAGCCGAGCAGGACCUCUGGGAAGAAACACCGUCUGAAGCCGCGGCCGCCUCCACUCCCAGCGACGGAAACGAGUUCUACCCUCUAGCGGGGGGCGGGGCUGAGGCCCAGAGGCUGCUGUACCCCUCCCCUCUGUUCCCUCUGCUCAACAACGAGGUGCUGGCGGCCCGCAGACAGAUCCAGGCCAGCGUGGAGCAGGCCAUGGGCCACUGCCGUAGAGACAACCUGUGGAGGAGACUGUUCCACGGAGAGCACCUGGACAAGCUGAAGCUCACCAAGCUGUCCUUCAGCGAGCUGGAGGAGCUGCUGCAGGCGGUGCAGAGCCGCUCCGUGGGGGACAUCGACCCCCAGCUGGACUGUUUCCUGACCAUGAGUCCUGCCUGGUACCAGAGUCUGAUCCGGGUCCUGCUCAACCGCUUCCCUCAGAGCUGCAGACACUUCGACGACAACGGCAUCCAGUAUCUGGCUGUUCUGAACCAGAAGUUCACUGACUGCUUCGUGCUGGUCUUUCUCGAUGCCCAAGCUGGAAAAACGAGCCUAAAGGUUGUGUUCAGGGAGCCCCUGCCGUCACAGCAGCAGGCCGGCAGCAGCCCCCCCCCUCAACUGGUGUCCAUGUACCACCACCUGGAGUCUGUCAUCAACACCGCCUGCUACAACCUCUGGACGGGGCUGUUAUAGAGCACGGAUGGAAUCACCUACACCCAAACAGAAACAGGAGGCAGCGGAGGAAGACGAGGGGAGGGGAGUCCUCCUCCAGCAGCUCCACCUAUCCAUCAUAGAGCAGCAUGGAGGAGAGCCUCACAUGGGACAGUAAUGGAGCUGUGUGUAUGCAGCUCUUCCAGUGUAAAGGAUGCUCUCAAACCUAAAGGGAGCCAACAUAAACCCAAACACAAUCAAACCAUUAGGGGAAACAUCUGAUUCAAACAAAACGGCUCCUAACAUGUGUGCAGAAAACAUCUAUCCGCUAGCUCAAAAUUAGCCUUCAUCAUCUGAUAUACUUACUUGUUGCUAUGCAUAUACCAGUACGUCUUUAGAGAUAUACAGAAGUUAACCACUUGAUGGAUGCAUUGAUGGCACUUACACGUUUUGUUCAGCUGCAUAGUGUCCCCAUAUUAGCCAUGUUAGCCUAUCAACACGGUGGCAUGGCAGCGCGUCACGCGGGCUAAGCUAAAAGCAGCUAAUGUUUGCUGAGGUGAUGUUAAGAAGCCUUAUUUCAUUUUUAUUAGCAUAUUUAAUCUUCUAACACAUAGAAGCUUCUGACAUUUACGAGUGGGGUAUCUACUUGCGUUUUUUAUGUUGUCGAACAAAACGUGAACAUCUCUUCAGCCUGUAGCAAAUACAGAUCUUAUUUCAGUCACACAAAAAAACAUUGAUUUUAAGACAAGCCAACUGGAAGUGGUCAAAUACUCACUUAUUCCCAGGUUCUAGGGGCUUAUUCCUGUGAGGUAUUUGAGCCAAUUUCACUGAUGGAAGAGUCAAUGUCUGCACAGGGUUUCCCAGUGUAUCACAGCAGGGGCCUAGCACCUCUGCUCACGUCAUGUACAUUGAUUAAGUUAUGGAACAUAAAGCCUCAAGGUAAAUGAGCACAGCUGCAACAUAAUGCUGGAAAUACACUUUGGCUCAGGUUGAACUGUCCACAGGUAACGUCCUAUGUCUUCUUUCCUUGACCUUUAAGAGGUCAAAAAAGAUGUGAAGGAAGAUUCAAAAAUAAUUAAAAAAAUAUGUUUUCAGUUUAUCAUUCUAUUUUGUGUUUGUUAUUUGAUAGGCUGACUAAAGAUCCAGCUUGUGUUACGGAACCAAAAUGUCCUCAGUGGGAGCAGUUUGAUGGACGGGGUCCUCAGAGUUUUUGAUGUAUUAGGUCUACCUAAAGACCUCGAGCACACCGAGACGUUUAGGAUUUGGGAGUGUCCUGCAUUGUGCACUGACAUGUUCUGACACCAUGCUGUUGAAGGAGACAUGUUGGAGACACUGCUGUGUUUCUGUCUCUUCAAAUCUUUCACAGAGAAAUGCCUUCAAUGUAAAUCAGCAGUUUAGAUUGCUUGAAAAUCAUACUUAAUUCUGAGGUGUUUUCAACUGCACAUGUUUUGUAAUGAGUGUCGUUACUGGCCUGCAUUACUUUAGAUCUUGUGCCUUCUGAUAGCAUUUCGCUAGCUCUUCAUACCACAUCAGUGUUCUCUACAAGUGUGAGAGCUGGGGCGACUUUGAGUAACAUUUACAAAAGUGUCAAUCCCACUUGAACACCACUGCCAUAUAUCUGUUAUCUGAAGUGCCUUUUUUUCUCUUUUAUUUCAUUGUAUUCCCAAACGUAUGAAGUGAAACUGUUGUCGGCUCUGCAUAGAAGAUCUUGAUGUUGUGCAGUGAAUGUGACGGGAAGAUAAUGGGUAAUAUUAUCUUUGAUGAUUUGCAUAAUAGCAUGCCACAUGUCAUCAGAGGCGAGUGUUUCCAAAGUAUCUUUAGGAUGAUGAGUUGACUUGUGUUUUUUCUGAAACAGUGCGGCUGGUAAUCAUACCUCCAUUUACAAGAGGGCAUGAGGCCAGCAGGAUAAGAGUGUGAUUUUACAACGAACACUUGAUAUCCACCACAAUACCUUCAUUAAAGACACGCAGCCUUACAUUUCCACACAUUUUCACAGGAAGAAAACCAAAUGUCUGAGCUUAUUUGUGGACGUAAAAUGAAGAAACAUCAAGCAAAGUAGUUCUCACUGCUUCCAAUAAUGAGUCUGAAUGUUAAACACUGGAUAUCCAUCACGCAAAAUGUGAUCGAGUUAGCAUUUGUACUGUAUUAUAAACAAUGCACCCUCUUACUGUAUAAUGUAAUUUAUGUAUAUACGAAACACUUUAUACAGUAAAUGAAAUGCUAAAUAAAGCAGUAGGAUGACUGAUAA
Notothenia coriiceps (black rockcod) is the source of this 4540-nucleotide messenger RNA. Its product is annotated as protein SZT2. The record is from RefSeq and is a predicted model, not a curated record. Gene Ontology annotation, cellular component: peroxisome. The annotation marks the transcript as partial. NCBI's taxonomy places the organism in Eukaryota, Metazoa, Chordata, Actinopteri, Perciformes, Nototheniidae. The transcript has 15 exons.